This is a messenger RNA of Williopsis jadinii, 891 nucleotides long. RefSeq names its product dihydrodipicolinate synthase family protein. Gene Ontology annotation, biological process: N-acetylneuraminate catabolic process. The coding region runs from base 1 to 891 and encodes 296 amino acids. Gene Ontology annotation, cellular component: cytosol. The transcript has a single exon. The record is from RefSeq and is a predicted model, not a curated record. NCBI's taxonomy places the organism in Eukaryota, Fungi, Ascomycota, Saccharomycetes, Phaffomycetales, Wickerhamomycetaceae. Gene Ontology annotation, molecular function: N-acetylneuraminate lyase activity.
AUGACCCCAAAAAAGAUUGAAGGUAUUCUCGCAGCAGUCCCAACACCACUGACUGCUGAUGGGAAGGCUCUGGAUCUUGAAAACAUCAAGAGACAGACAGAAAGAUAUAUCAAGGGUGGUAUCCAUGGUAUCGUCACCACCGGUACCACAGGCGAGUUCCCAGCCCUCAGCGUUGAAGAGCAAAAGCAAGUCAUCAAGGCAUACAUCAAUGCUGCUGAAGGAAGAAUCACCGUUGUGUCUGGUAUCGGUUGCACUUCCACUGAGAUGGCCAUUGAAAUGGUCCAAUUCGCUGAGAAUUCUGGGGCUGAUGCUGUCAUGGUUGUUCCACCAUACUACGACCCAUUGGCAUGGAAAGAGUUGUACCAGUUCUACGAAGAUGUGUGUGGUUCCAUCAACAUCCCAUUGAUAUACUACAACUUGCCACAUGCCACCGGUGUAAAGCUUGACGCUAACCAAUUGAGAGAGCUGGGAAAGAUCAAGAACUUUGACUAUUUGAAGGACACCUCUGGUAACGCUAAGGAGCUUACUGAUCUCUUGACCAACCCUGUUGAAGGUCUCACUGCGUUCUGUGGCUGGGAUACACUUACCUUCUUUGCUUUGGCCGGUGGUGCUGAGGCCAUUGUGUGGGGUGUCGCCUCCAUUGUUCCAAGAGAAUGUGUUGAUUUGUGGGAUGCCUUCCAAGCAAAGGACCUCGAUAAGGCAAGACGGUUGUGGAAGUUCCUCUGGGAAGUCAGUGACUUCAUGGAGCAAGGAAGCUACCCUGUGGGUAUUAAGACUGGUCAUGAGAUCAUUUGUGAGUCUGUUGGACCAGUGAGAAAGCCAAACUUGCCAUUGAGCGAGGAGGCAUACGCAAAGAUUACGACAAUCUUAGCUAAGAGAGUCUACAAGUGA